Molecule: messenger RNA, 1665 nt
Organism: Aspergillus luchuensis
Lineage: Eukaryota; Fungi; Ascomycota; Eurotiomycetes; Eurotiales; Aspergillaceae
Exons: 2
Coding region: 1-1665 (554 amino acids)
Source: RefSeq, a predicted model, not a curated record
AUGGACAGCAGUGAAAAAGGACAUACUAAAAGACAGCGCAGGUCUUCUCUCUCACAGCAGCUACAACGGGUCUUCCAUUUGGAUAAACAUGUGAAUAAGGAAAGGCGCAGGCGAUCGUCGGAUUCGAUAGAGGCUCGAACCAUAAGGACCCCUGGGCAAGAGCGAGAGGGGACACAGCAGACAGACGAGGUUGGCCUAGGCGGCAGUACAAGUCGAUCCGCAUCAUUCAUAAGAACAAAUGAAGAUGUCGGUCCACGUAUAGCCCAAGGUCCAACCUUUCCGGGUUUGGUUGACAAUGAGCUCGUGAAGUCAUCAGCACACACUACCAGCCAGGGAACAUUGCAACUGUCCGACUCAUCCUCCGUCAUGGAUAUGUCUUCUGCCAAGCACGGGUCAUUCAGCCCCGCUACUUCGAUCAACAAGGCGACGGACAGGAAUGAAAGAAGGGCUACAAGGCGCCUAGAAGCAGAAAGGUUGGAGCUUGAGAAGAGGUUUCUUAACCUCGAAAAGAGCGAGCAACGCCAUGGGAUAAGCCAACAGCAGAAAGAGUCCCGGCGCCUCACCAAAAAACAACCUAUAAGAAGCUCAAGUAGGGCAUCGAGUGUGAGUGAAGAUGAGUCUCGCCCAUCACGCCGAUUCUCUUCUCUCUUCUCAAGUUCGAGGCGAAGUUCCCGGUCACGUUCAAAUUCCCUAAGCAGAAGUGACGCAGAUUAUCCAACUGACGCCGAAAGAUCACAAUCUGGACUGCACUCGGGACCGCACACAGCUCGAUCUCAUAUUGCUGUGAAGAUGCCUAAUCGCUUCGGCGCCGUGAUAUCCAAAGAGCUCUCCAUCAACAACGCGCUGGCCCCAUACCAACCUGAGCCUGCACCCACGCGGGAGCUAAUGCCGGCGAAUCCUACCAGUACAGAAUCGAAGGCAAAUGAUUCUACCGGGCCUGAUCCUCGCAGUAUUGAAAACAAUUUGUCGCACGGACAAAGCCCUGUACAAGACCACCUCGUUUCCAUCGACAAGAACGCGCAUAGGGUAGCAUCAAAAGCCCCUAGUCUUCCUGUCCCUACAGACCUGGACCGCUUGUCCUUCGCAGCAACCCUCAACCUUAAGAGUAGGGAGUCUGGCAACGUGAGGUUAUCUGGACAUCGUCGGUCAUUGACGGUGUCUUCCCCGGAACUGCUGAAUAAACGGGAAAAGCAUACUCGCGGUAGCUACAAAAGCACUCGGAUAGCUCAGGUGGCAGCUGAUGGUGGAAAGACUUCAAGAAGUUCACUAGGACUGUCAUCGACUAACUUACAAGCCAAUUCGUUGAGGGCUGCACCGAACAGAACUUCCACGGACCGUUAUCUUCAGAGACAGUAUAAGAGCUACGUUUCAUCACCCCUUACAGUGGCCUCAACUGUGGACAGCAGAUCCAAUCUAUCUUCAAAUGCUAAGGAGACUUCAAACACAACAACUUUGCAAGCUCCUAUCGAAGAUAAAUCAAAUCCCAUGGAUUCUAUCAAGGCUAUAGAUUCCAAGUAUAAGCGGACACAUCCACAUGUUACAAGGCGUUUAUCCGGGAGAUACGAAGAUAAAGACGAAGGAGACCUUGCACAGCCUCACAGUAUGGUUGGGAACCCGCAGGAGCGCUCUGUUGUUGGCUACACGUGGGCUAGUCACCAUCUCUAA